CAAUAAAAUUAAGUACUCAAUGUUCUUGUUCCAAAAUAUGAAGCGAUAAGUCCAUUUGAAUCUAUAUCAAUAUCAAAAUAAAAAAAUAAAAUAAAGGUUUAUAAACUUCCGGUACAAAUUCAUCCAUUAUAUCUCUUAUUUAAAUAAAUUUUAUAGUAGUGGCAACAUCUUAAACGCCCCUUUUAACGCAAAAUUAUAUGGAAAAUAAAUAGUAUUUUAGCAAUACAAUUCUAAAGCAUUUUUAUUUUAAUACAAAAUCUUCACAAUUCAGGGCUAUAAACGCGAAAAUCGAAGUUAGUCAAUAACGGGCAUUUAUCUCUGUCACUCUAAUUACGUCUUAGUGAGAGUAAAAGAGAAAGAUCCCCACAAUUUGCGAAUUUCGGUUUUCGCGAUAGGCCCCCAGGAUAUUAAGUAAUCGGUAAAAAUUUAAUUAUUAUUAUCAUAAUUUUGAGAAAAGGAGUGUUUUUUUUAUUGUAGCCAUAAUAGGUUGCCAACUAAAUGUUUUCACUUAUUCAAAAAUAAAGUGCUUGGUAAAACAUUACUAAAGCACUUUGGAAUCAUCUCAAAAUAUGUUUUUAUAAUAUUAACUAAGAGUUUAUUUGAUUAACUGAACGCAUUGCGAACGUUUAACGUGUGGGAGCACAAUUAAAAAGCUUGCAACACUCCUCGCUAGUAAACGUCAUUUUUAAUGUUACCCGACCCGUUUCUCGAGUCAUACUUUUCAACAUUAGAAAGAGAUACCUACUGCAAAUAGCUCAAGAGUAAAAGGGACAAACUUCUUCUGACCCUUGAACCGACAAUAUUAAAUUUGUUCGCAUUUAAUUUAAUCAACGGGCAACGGCUGCUUUGAUUUCGUAUAACCGUCGAAAUUGUAAAACGUUAAUUCUUAUAAACAGAGUGUGAUAUAUCGUACUACGAGUGUAAAAACGGACAUUAAUUAAAAUGAAGUCCGCCAAAUCGAAACAGAAAAUCAACGAGAUGCGUACGCCGGCGCGGAGUAAGCAAAACGUGAACGGCGAGCGCGAUCCUGUGCAAGUUUUCUGUAGAUUACGCCCGAUGCAACGAGACUCCGAUAUCCCGUGCAUGAAGAUUAUUUCCCCGACAACAGUACUCCUAACUCCACCAGCAACGGCUUUGAGCUACAGAUAUGAGAACAACAAGUCGAUGAAAUACACUUUCAGAGAAGUUUUCCCUCCUGAAACAUCGCAGAAAGAAGUCUUCGAUAAAGUUGCAUAUCCGCUUGUAGAAGGCCUAAUCAAAGGUAAAAAUGGUCUAUUAUUCACUUACGGCGUCACCGGCAGCGGGAAAACCUUCACAAUGACCGGCGAGCCCCAAAACUGCGGAAUUUUGCCAAGAUGUCUGAAUAUCUUAUUUAAAACUAUAAACGAAUGCCAGGCGCAUAAAUACGUGUUCAAACCUGACAAAAUGAAUAUGUUUGAAAUUCAGUCUGAGGCGGAAGCCAUGUUGGAAAGACAGCAGGAGCUACAUAAAUUCAAAAUGGGGAAGAAAACCAACUCGAACCCAGACUUAGCAAUGGCUUCGAUGGAGGUUACAAAGGUUGAAGGUUUGAAUGAAGACAACCAGUAUGCAGUGUUUGUUUCAUAUGUAGAAGUCUACAAUAACAGUGUCUUUGAUUUACUGGAAGAUGGACCGCCGGUGUCCAAAAAUUUACCUGCCAAAAUCAUCAGAGAAGAUGCAGCAAAGAACAUGUAUGUACAUGGUGUUACUGAGAUUGAAAUUAAGUCUGCAGAGGAGGCAUUUGAUGCAUUCUAUUUAGGCUUGAAACGGAAAAGGAUGGCUCAUACAACUCUUAAUGCGGAAUCAAGUCGGAGUCAUUCGGUUUUCACCAUCAGGCUGGUGCAGGCACCCGUAGAUGAGGUAGGUGAGGCUAUCAUACAGAAUAAGAAGUUUCUAUCCAUCAGCCAAAUAAGCUUGGUUGACUUAGCUGGCAGCGAAAGGACAAAUCGGACGAAAAAUACUGGGCAGCGGUUACGAGAGGCUGGCAAUAUUAAUAAGUCGUUAAUGACGCUCCGAACGUGCCUGGAAGUGUUACGAGAGAACCAAGCUACUGGGGCAAAAAAUAUGGUACCAUACAGAGAGUCCAAGAUCACUCACCUGUUCAAAAACUUCUUUGAAGGAGAAGGGCAGGUACGUAUGAUUGUAUGUGCUAACCCGAGAGCAGAGGACUAUGAUGAGACGCUUCAAGUUAUGAAGUUUGCUGAAAUGGCAGCAGAAGUAGAAGUAACUAAAGCCCAAGUCAACGAUAUUGCAGCCUCUAUUGGCCUGGUAUCUGGUAGGCGUAAGGCUAACAGACUAUUUGCAACAGCCAGAGACAAUUUAGGUCGACCUGAUGCUAAAGAGUUGGAAUUAGACCUAGGUCUUGUGUAUAGCCUUGGCCCAGACUUCCCAAGUCUAGAACUGAAUAGCUCACAAGCUGGCCACAUUAUUAAAGAACUCAUGGCCCAUUUGGAGAUGCGGUUAGAUCGGAGAGAAACCUUGAAACGGAGUAAAGCUUUGAAAGAUGAGAGAUUCAGAGCUGCUCUUAUAGACAUAGAGAAAGAGUCUCUUGAAGUAAGAGGAGAGAAUGCUGCUUUAAGAGGACAGCUAGCAGCAUCUGAACGCAGAAUCAGAGCUCUAGAAGACCGGCUGACAGCUACUGAGAAUGAAGCGACUUCUAACAAACGGAAACUGAAUGAACUGACUGAAUACACAAGCACACUGAAAAGGGAGCUGCAAGAUAAAGAGCUACAGCUAAGCCAGAAUAAGCUAGAGAAAGAGAAAAUGAAGCGCAUCUUAGAAAGAAAAUACAAUCACAAGAUAGCAGCAGAACAUGAGCGGGCAAAAGAAAUACAUACUGAAAAAGAGAAAUUACGCAAUGCUAUAGAAGAUAAGGAGAAUCGCUUAAGGAUUAUAGCUGAAGCGUUAGACAGAGGUGAUAUAGAGCCGAAGCAUACUGGAGAGUUUGCAGCACAGACUAGUGUAAGAGACUACACUCCAGGGUCGACACCUAGAGCUUUACCAGCGCACUUACUAACUCCAUUCAGCUCAGUACCUCAUACUCGGGAAACUAGAGACACACCAGCAUCGUCUCGACGCGGUGUAGCCAUUGCCAACCCUAGGCACCGUCGUUCAUUAUCCGCCGACGGUCGAGGUUGGAUUGAACAUGCUCCAAACAAACUCGUCCCAAUGGGUACCGUUAUGAAACCUUCCAUAAGUAACAGCAAAGUAGUCAACAAGCUAACAACAGUCAAAGACAUAGCUAAUUCUAAAGCAUCGAAAUACUGCUUAAUAUCUCAAGAGCAAGACACAGAUGGAGAACUAGAAACAAAGCUGUACAAAGGCGAUGUUGUGCCAACUUGCGGCGGUGGCGCUCAAGUUAUUUUCAAUGAUGUAGAAAUGCUAAAACAGUUCUCUCCGACUCGGGAAUCAAAUAGGGAGUCGGCUAAUACUCAGAGAACUUCAGGAUGCGCCAGACAUUCAGGAAAGAGAAGAGAGACAACGCAUUCGCCGCCGCAAACUCCUUCUAAUACUAGCAAGAAACAAAGGGUAGAUGAUGAAUGAAUAUGUGUUGAAAUUGUGACAGGCGAGGUUGUAGUAGGAUGAUUUGUGGUAUAGAUAUUUCAUAGUAGAGAAAGACUUGGCAUAUAUCACAUAAUUUUUUUCGGGCAUAAUAUAGUGUAAAAAUUUGAGAGAUUCACAUAAAUUUAAAGUAAAAUAUGCCAAAAUCUGACACUCUUCGGUUUAAAGAAUUUUUUUUUAUUUCUCAUAAGAAUUUUUUACAAUUCACUUACAUGAGAAUUAGGAGUAAAUAAGUUAACAAUGUACGGGUGAGCGUAUGCAUGCAUAUUUACAUUCACACAAUAUUAACAAGUGCCUUAAAUUACCUUAAAAUAUAUACAUAUCUACAGUUUUCAUUUAGUGUAACUACACAAAAGGCAAAACAUUAUUUCUGCACUAAAUGCUCUUCUGCUAUAUAUUAAAAUCCAUGAAUAUUGGUCCCUGUCGUUUUCUAUCGUCGUUUUUUUUUUUUUAUACUACGUCGGUGGCAAUCAAGCAUACGGCCCGCCUGAUGGUAAGCAGUGUCCGUAGCCUAUGUACGCCUGCAACUCCAGAGGCGUUACAUGCGCGUUGCGACCCUAAACCCGCCCCCCCCUCGUUGAGCUCUGGCAACCUUACUCACCGGCAGGAACACAACACUAUGAGUAGGGUCUAGUGUUAUUUGGCGUCGUCGUCGGCUGUCGUUUUUACUACUCAAUAAAAAUAAUAAAGCAAAAUGUGUUUUGUUUAAUAAAUCAAACGCAUUUAUACUGAAUAUACAAAAUUUGAAAGAUCUUACGGGGUCGAGACAAAUCUCACGACUUCUCACCAGCGGGAAUGGGGGGGGGGGGCCUAAAAACCCUCAAAAACUGCGUAAUUAAUGGACGCCCCCUAAAAUCAAAGUGAAAAUAUGAACAAAUCAGCCUACGUCCACCUUGCUUUAAAUAAUAGUGUGUUGUAUUGAAUUGUGGCAAAUAAACACAUGCUUUACUUGUUUGUUAAGAUCUUCAAUAUAUAUAAUUAAAGCGCAUUUUAUACAUUGUGGUCUUGAGAUACUUGGCAGAUUUUCAUAAUUUAUUUUAUUUUAUUUUGGUUCAUAAAACAAUUUUUAUUUUGCUUUCGUAUGUUAACCAUCCCUAUGAUUGGAGCUUGGUAUAUGUAAUAAAGUUGUACAUUUAAUUAAUUUAAAAAAUAAUUUACAUCUGGUUACCUAAACAGGAUAAAUAAAAAGUAAGCUACUUUAACCUUUUGAACGCCAAGAACACCUUAAUGUUGUUGUUACUAGUUGUGCCCACAGCGCCAAGGACAACUAUAGGCGUUAUGGCGGAUGCUGUCAAAGUAUCUUUGGCACUUUCAAGUAAGGUUUACAUUAGCUCGCUUGGCGUUAAGUGUCGUCUUUAGUCAAGACGUAAAGUUUUCAAAAGGUUAAUAUUAUAUAAGUUUCUUGAUUAUUUUAGGGUUAGGAUACCAAAACACUGUUAUGAUCUGUCAGGUUACUUAGAGCCAUGGUGUAUAAAUUUGGAGGAAA
Molecule: messenger RNA, 5065 nt
Organism: Cydia pomonella (codling moth)
Lineage: Eukaryota; Metazoa; Arthropoda; Insecta; Lepidoptera; Tortricidae
Product: kinesin-like protein KIF23
Exons: 1
Coding region: 943-3561 (872 amino acids)
Biological process (GO): microtubule-based movement
Cellular component (GO): nucleus; kinesin complex; microtubule
Molecular function (GO): ATP hydrolysis activity; microtubule motor activity; microtubule binding
Source: RefSeq, a predicted model, not a curated record